Dissoconium aciculare CBS 342.82 is the source of this 753-nucleotide messenger RNA. Its product is annotated as thioredoxin-like protein. Gene Ontology annotation, biological process: protein folding. The transcript is spliced from 4 exons. Gene Ontology annotation, cellular component: cytoplasm. NCBI's taxonomy places the organism in Eukaryota, Fungi, Ascomycota, Dothideomycetes, Mycosphaerellales, Dissoconiaceae. The record is from RefSeq and is a predicted model, not a curated record. The coding region runs from base 1 to 753 and encodes 250 amino acids.
AUGGAUAUGCCAGUGAACGUUCCCGUUGAUGAUCCGAACGCGGACACAGAAUGGAACGACAUUCUGCGCAAACAUGGUGUGAUACCUGAGAAACCUCCGUCUCCAACACCCAUGAUCGAGGAGGCGAUUCUUGAAGCCAGGCGACUUGCACAUGAGAAUCGACUUGAAGGAAAAGAUCUCGAUGAACUUGACGAAUUAGAAGAUGAGGAGGACGAGGCUUUUCUCGAUCAGUAUCGAAAGAAACGUAUGGACGAGCUCGCUUCCUUGCAAGCCGCCAGCGUUCACAAUCAGGUAUAUCCGGUUCAAAAGCCGGAGUAUUCGAGAGAAGUAACAGAAGCUUCAAAUCAGACAUUCGUCCUGGUGCUUCUUACAUCCUCGAGUGGAACAAAUGAAGAAUCAAGACUCUUGAUCGAAGUCUGGCGAGAGUCAGCACGCAAAUUCGGCGAACUUAAGUUCUGCCAAAUGCAAGCCAAUUUGUGCAUCGAUGGCUACCCAGACCGCAACACUCCAACGGUCCUGAUUUACAAGGAUGGACAGAUAGUCAAGCAGAUCGUCACACUACGAGACUUGCGAGGAUUGCAGACUGGGUUGCAGGAUAUUGAAAAGGUCUUAACCGAGAUCGGUGCCGUGAAGCACGGUGACUCUCGACUCGCGAAUCGUCCUUAUGGUCAAGGAGACGCACCUGAAAGAAGCAAGACGAUACGGUCCAGUACAAAAGCUCAUGUCGACGACGAAGAUAGUGAUUGGGAUUGA